GAGCAUCGAUGCUGCGCAAUAUCAGUGCUGUUGGAUAUCUUCAGAUUGCAGCAGCAUAACCCUUACGAUUAUUACUCAUGUCUAAUCCUAUCCGACAUCGCAGCAUUUAUCAUUAUGAUUAUAAGUUUUUCGGAUUUUGAUAUUGCCAGACGCGAAGCAUUCACGCUAACAAAAGACAGCUCCAGUCUGUUGCCGGAUUCCUUCGUUUACUAUUUCAUGGCAGGUAUCAGCAUGGUACGUCUUUUAUCUCCGAAUUUCAUCACAAUCGAUUUAAUACAAACCGAGCUGUUGGUAGCAGAGCUUUGA
Molecule: messenger RNA, 306 nt
Organism: Gongylonema pulchrum
Lineage: Eukaryota; Metazoa; Nematoda; Chromadorea; Rhabditida; Gongylonematidae
Source: the annotation of a GenBank genome assembly